Porites evermanni is the source of this 1878-nucleotide messenger RNA. The record is from the annotation of a GenBank genome assembly. Lineage: Eukaryota; Metazoa; Cnidaria; Anthozoa; Scleractinia; Poritidae.
GCACGAGAAAAAUCCAAGAAACCUCCGAAAGAUUUUGGCGCGCAUUUACAAUUUAUUCACUUGUUCGUGACGUGUAAAAUACAUUACCAAAGGCGGGAAAUUUCAUUUAACCCGUUUAAACUGCCGUGAUACUUGAACUGUGCAGUUUAAAAAUGGCCGACUUCCUGACGAUUUCCUUUCAAAAAAACGGUAUUUAUUUUCCACAGCCUGGUCCUAGCCUGUUUUCAACGAACAAUAAGAUGCUACGGCCUGUUCCAAAGUUUGGAGAUAUCUCCGAGCAGCUCAACUCGCAACAGAACCAGAGAACUUCGGUCAUCGUUUGGUCGCCUCCGACAACACCAACACACAAUUUCAUGCCACCAUCUCCACCUCAAACCCCGACUACACCGAAAGGAACGCCUGUAAACGAGUUCUCCCCGAAAUCACCGAAUGUGGUACCGCCAAGGGGGAGACCGAGAGCUGAUGUGCUGAACAUUUUGAUGGAAGAAGGACAGAACUCGUACUCCUCAAUUCGCUGUGAUGUUUGCAACCGCGUUUUCCCGCGCGAGAAGUCUCUUCAAGCUCACAAAAGAACCCACAGCGGUGAAAGGCCUUAUGUCUGUGAUUUUCCAAACUGUGGAAAAGCCUUUGUUCAGAGUGGCCAGUUAAAGACUCACCAGCGUCUCCAUACCGGCGAAAAGCCAUUUGCUUGCACUGCCGAAGGUUGUACAACGAGGUUCACUCACGCCAAUCGCCAUUGCAGCCUUCAUCCAUACGCUGGCUUAAAGCGGACUUUCACCGAAAUACCACUGAAAGAAAUCCUCAAGAACGAAAAUUCCGAGCCAAACGAGUACAAGGCUGCCGUGUUGAAAUGGCUAGCGAACUACGAGAUGGAGAAAGAUGAACGAAAUCCUACAAAGCUGGAAGAAAGAGUACUCAAGCGAAAAUUAGAGAAAGAGAUUGCGCGACAACAAAUCGUGGAGCGAAAGAAAUCAAGAAUCGAGGCAAGAAAGAGGAUGGCAGACGCAAGAGAGCGAUGGUACGGAGCUAUGGCUCUCGUUGAACUCGCCGAUUCUCAGCUGAACUGUAACUGAAUCUUCGAUCGCAUUGUUGUCUUUAGCUUUCAAAACAACUUUUGGCGGGCAAAAUUUAAAUGUCUGCAGUAUUUUUGUAAUUGGUUUUCUCGCAGUGUGAAUUUGGUUGGUUUUUUUUUUAAAAUAUCACCAUGUUUUGAUAACUACAAGUUUUAGCAGCCCUCAUUUAGUUUCUUCAUGUAUUUUGAAAGUAUUUUUACGAGAAAAACUCCGGUUUGUUUCGAUUUUCAACGUCCGUCUUGAAAAAAAGUCACUGGCAUUUUCCUUGUUAUUGUUAUGCAAAAUAGAUUGACAUAGUAGAUUGCCCACAGAACUCUUUCCCGCAAGAAAGGGAAGUUGUAGAAAGGAAUAUUAGGGCCAUUUAUACGAGGAAAAAUAAGACGCGUCUUAAAUAAGACGCGAACUGUACCAUUUAUACGAGCAUGUCUUAUCUAAUAAGACGCGUCUUAGCUAAGCCGCGUCUUAUUUUAGACGAAAUGUGCCGUUUAUACGGAAAGUUCGCGUCUUAUUUAAGACGCGUCUUAUUUUUCCUCGUAUAAAUGGCCCUAUUGUGUAGAGUGGAGUAUAUUAUAAACAUUCAAGAUUAUAUUGUAAAAAAUGUAAAGUCGUAAAAAAUAUUUAUAUAGAUGUAGUAUUCACAUACGUUUUGUAGCAUUAUAUGGUAAAAACAACAAGAGUGUUUUAAUUAAUUGGAAACUCGGAGUAAUCACAUUACUUUUCAUUUUAUACAUUUUUACAUAAAUGUUGAAAUUUUGUGAUAUUUUUUUUCUUAAAAAUUCAGAGGAUUCAAUGUACAUUAGCUAAG